Messenger RNA from Phaethon lepturus (White-tailed tropicbird), 1898 nucleotides. It is a transcript of the gene EIF2AK1, whose product is annotated as eukaryotic translation initiation factor 2-alpha kinase 1. The transcript is spliced from 14 exons. The record is from RefSeq and is a predicted model, not a curated record. The annotation marks the transcript as partial. Gene Ontology annotation, biological process: protein phosphorylation. Gene Ontology annotation, molecular function: ATP binding; protein kinase activity. Lineage: Eukaryota; Metazoa; Chordata; Aves; Phaethontiformes; Phaethontidae.
AAUCAGAUGUGCCGGCGGAGCUGCGAGUUGCAAACAGGUCGCAAAAGUUUGUGAAUUUCACUUCGACCAUCCAUAACCAGUUGCUGCUUGUGUCGCUGCUGGAGCAUCUCUGCCACAUGUACACGCACAACCCUGUUCAUUCGAGGUGCUUGUUCCAAAUACUUCGUCAGGCUUUCACAAGAACAGGGUUGCUCUCCCCUUUUGCCUUCUGUGAUGAAUUUAGUACUGUAAGACUGCAGCAUAAUAGAGCCAUUACUGAACUAAUGAAAGCAGCUAAUCGACAAAUACUUAAUGGGGAACUUGAUAAUGGAGAUUCUCAUGCAGUUGGGGAGAAAGAAGUCCUCUUUGAAGCACAGACUUCUCGAUACUUGAAUGAAUUUGAUGAGGUUGCAAGGCUAGGAAAAGGAGGAUAUGGUAAAGUAUACAAGGUCAGAAACAAGUUAGAUGGUCAGUUCUAUGCUAUUAAAAAAAUUAACAUUAAGAAGGCUACAAGAAGAGAUUGCAUGAAGGUGCUACGAGAAGUUAAAGUGCUGGCUGGGCUGCAGCAUCCUAACAUUGUAGGCUAUCACACUGCUUGGAUGGAAUAUGUUCAAACAAUACACCCAAAAGGAAAGUACAGCAUAUUGUUAGAUAAAACAAUAAUGGAGUUGCAGCCAUUAUCUUUGGAGCAAGAGAGUGGCAAUGAUCACUGUCGUAUUCAGAGUGUGGAAAGUGGUAGCUCAAUUAUCUUUGCUGACCUUGCUUCACAAGAAAAGAAGUCCUGUGACAGUACCAGUCUUAGGAAUCUGGAUAGUGAAUUAGUGCAGAAUAUGGAUGUAAGGAAUGAUUUUACAAACAGCAAUGGUAAAGAGUGUAUGAAACCACAUAAAUGUGAAUUAUCCAUAGAAUUACAAGAAGACUCUGUAAGUAGUGUUAGCAGUAGAUCAACUGAUGUGAAAAAUCAGUCAGCACGGGGACCUCGUUGUAGUCUGGAUCAAGAUGCUAGCACUGGAAGUAAGUCCUGCACUGAAGAAUGCUCCAAGAAUGAUGUAGCGCUCUGUGGAGAGCUUGAGGUAGAGUAUCGUUUGAUUCUUCAUAUACAAAUGCAACUGUGUGAAAUAUCCUUGUGGGAUUGGAUUGUUGACCGCAAUAAAAGGUGCAGCGAGAGUACAGAGAAAACUUCCAGUCCAUACCAUCUUGUGGAUGUCCGCUGGACCAUGAAAAUUUUUCACGAGCUAUUAGAAGGAGUAUGUUAUAUCCACAGCAUGGGAGUGAUGCAUCGAGACAUUAAACCCAGAAAUAUCUUUCUACAUGGAUCAGAUCAACAUGUAAAAAUAGGAGACUUUGGAUUAGCUUGCAAAGACCUUCUUUGGGAUGAUGCGGACCAGUGGUUUAAGACAGAAAGAAUAAAUGGACUGACCCAUACUUCAGGUGUGGGGACUUGCCUCUACGCUUCACCAGAACAAUUGCAGGGAUGUCACUAUGAUUUCAAGUCAGACAUGUACAGCAUGGGUGUUAUCCUGCUAGAACUCUUCCAACCGUUUGGAACAGAAAUGGAAAGAACAGAAGUUCUUACACAUUUAAGGCACGGCCAAAUUCCUCAUAUUUUCUACAAAAAAUGGCCUAUUCAAGCCAAGUACAUUAAACUCCUCACCAGUCAGAGAUCUACAGAAAGACCAACUGCUGCUCAGCUUUGUGAAAGUGAACUGUUUCAUACCACAGAACAUGUUAUUUCUAACCUACAACAGAAGGUGAGACAGCAAGAGGAAGAAAUAGAAAAACUGAGGGAGAGAAUAAGACUGCUGUCUGAUGAAAAAGAUGAACAUAAGAGACUAGGUUCUCCUGUUUAAGUACAGGAAGAACUAACUUCUAGUGUGAAAUUUUUUUUUUUUUUACAUAAAAAUAUUUCAAUGCAUUUU